GUAAAGAGGGAAAGGACACAGAGAUUUAAUGAAAGCAGUGCUAUUUAUAUAUUUAGAACAGAAAGUUUUUUUAAAAAAAUAGUUAAGUUUUCAAAGGUCAGUUUCCAUGUUUGACGUUUUAUAGGGCAUUAUAAGAUAACGGAUCGAGAACUGUUCCCGACAAUUCAGUUUCUUCUGUCAGUCAGAGCUGGGGAGCUGUGGUGACAGCAGCUCUCAGUCACACACUCAAACACCCACUCACACACAGGAAGCAGCCGACACCGUCUUAACGCACACACCAAACAGGGAUUUUGCCAACAAAGGUUUUGUUCCCAUUCCACCUCAAGAUUGUAAUCUCAAGUUCUGCACUUCACUGGGGAAGGUUGGAGUUGGUCCAGAGAUGGUGAUGCCUGCAAUGCGAUCUAACGUAACCGUGUCAAAGACCAUCAGAUGCUGCCUGACUUGCUGAGUUCCUCCAGCAUUUUGUGCGUGUCGCUUGAAGUGAUCUGGCUUGAUCCAAUAAAAGCCAAUAUCUCGCCUCAUGUCUCGGAGAGUUAUUGAUGGUGCAUCAACAACGCAGAUAGGAGGAAAAUGAAUAGCUUUGACAACAAUGCAGCUAACCAGGAAGGGUGGGACAAAAAAGUGCUGGAAUAACUGAAGCCCAUGAAGGGAAAAGUCCUCAGCAGCUGGAAUCACCUUGCGUAAAGGAAGAGUUGUGAUUGUUGGAGGGUCUGCAGGAUCUCUGUACGGGAUUUGGAGAUGACAGCAUUGUAGGCUGAACAGUGUUCAGAUGGUUCAGCCUUGAUCUUCUGACCCUAUACCAUUGGAAGUUUAUUCAACCAACUGGGUCAUGUAGAAUCCUGUAACUUGGGACGACCACGAUGGGAAAUUCUAUAUGGAGUGGAGCUGGUCUUCAACCUUGCCUGCAGCGAUCUAUUUGACUAUUAAUUGGUUUCUGGUCCUUGAUGAGAUUAAAGUGCAGUUAAUCUACGUUAGAAAUCUACAGUGCAAAAAGAAGCUAAAAACACUGGAUAUUUCGAUUGUCUUGACUCAGCCGAAACUUAAUUUAAUUCAGAAAUAUUAGCACUGCUAUACCUGCCACAAAUAUUUUUUACAAAGCUGCAAGCAAUACCGUAUGCGCAAUGGGUGACAUGACGAACAGUGCAGUGGAUUUCUAUCCAAAGAACCAAAGAAGUGAAUCUAACCAUGCAGGUGAAUUUGGGUGUUCUCUCAAUGAACUUCGCUCUCUUAUGGAGCUACGUGGAUCAGAGGCAGUGCAAAAGAUACAAGAUACCUAUGGUGAUGUGAAUGGAUUCUGUAGACGUCUAAAAACUUCACCAACAGAAGGUUUAGCUGGCAAUCCUGUAGAUCUUGAAAACAGAAAACGGAUUUUUGGUAGAAACUUUAUACCUCCAAAAAAGCCAAAAACUUUCCUACAGUUAAUCUGGGAAGCACUACAAGAUGUGACCCUAAUCAUCCUAGAACUUGCAGCCAUUAUCUCCUUGGGCCUCUCAUUUUAUCAACCACCUGGAGAAAGAAGUGAAAUGUGUGGCAGUGCUGCAGGUGGUGUGGAAGAUGAAGGGGAAUCUGAAGCAGGCUGGAUUGAAGGAGCUGCCAUCCUGCUCUCUGUUAUCUGUGUGGUUUUUGUGACUGCCUUUAAUGACUGGAGCAAAGAGAAGCAGUUUCGAGGUUUGCAAAGCCGGAUUGAACAAGAACAGAAGUUUGCCGUUGUCAGAGGAGGCCAGGUCAACCAAAUUCCAGUGUCUGAAAUAGUUGCUGGUGAUAUUGCACAAAUUAAAUACGGUGAUCUGCUUCCUGCAGAUGGAGUGUUAAUUCAGGGAAAUGACCUUAAAAUUGAUGAAAGUUCUUUAACUGGAGAAUCUGAUCAUGUCCGCAAAUCUACAGACAAAGACCCCAUGCUACUUUCUGGUACCCAUGUUAUGGAGGGCUCAGGCAAAAUGGUGGUUACAGCUGUAGGAGUUAACUCUCAAACCGGCAUCAUCUUCACACUGUUGGGUGCAGGUGGUGAGGAAGAGGAAAAGAAAGACAAGAAAGGUCGAGCAAAAGAAGACGGACGACGAUUACCAGUAGCAUCUCCCCAGCCUCCUCCCCAUGCUAUUCCCCCCCAGCCCCUGUCUACUUCAGGUGCAGAUGGUGCAACAGGUGAAAAUGCCACUGACAGCACAAAUGCCAGCUUAGUCAAUGGCAAAUUGCAGGAUGGAAAUAUGGAUAACAGCCAGAAUAAAGCCAAGAAGCAAGACGGUGCAGCUGCCAUGGAGAUGCAACCCCUGAAGAGUGCGGAAGGAGGCGAUGGAGAUGAAAAGGAGAAGAAGAAGGGUGGCACGCCCAAGAAGGAGAAAUCUGUGCUGCAGGGGAAGCUCACCAAGCUGGCAGUGCAGAUAGGGAAAGCGGGAUUGGUAAUGUCGGCAAUCACAGUUAUUAUUCUUGUGCUAUACUUCGCCAUCGAUACUUUUGUGAUUCAAAAGCUGCAGUGGCUGCCUGAAUGCACUCCAGUGUACAUCCAAUUCUUUGUUAAAUUCUUCAUUAUUGGUGUCACUGUUCUUGUCGUGGCUGUCCCAGAGGGUCUCCCACUGGCUGUCACCAUCUCUCUCGCCUACUCUGUGAAGAAAAUGAUGAAAGACAACAAUCUAGUCAGGCAUUUGGACGCCUGUGAAACCAUGGGCAACGCAACGGCUAUCUGCUCUGACAAAACGGGCACUUUGACCACAAACCGAAUGACGGUGGUGCAGGCCUAUAUUGGUGAAGUCCACUAUAAAGAAGUCCCUGACCCUGAUGCCCUCCCAUCAAAAUCUCUGGAUAUGCUUGUAAAUGCAAUAUCUCUCAACAGCGCUUACACUUCCAAGAUACUGCCUCCAGACAAGGACAUUGGUCUACCCCGCCAGGUUGGUAACAAGACUGAGUGUGGGCUGUUGGGACUUAUCUUGGACUUGAAGCAAGACUACCAAGCCGUCCGUGAUAUAACACCAGAAGAGAAGCUCUACAAAGUCUACACCUUCAACUCCGAGAGGAAGUCCAUGAGUACUGUAAUCAAAAUGCCAGAUGGAAGUUUCCGGAUGUACAGUAAAGGAGCCUCAGAAAUUGUCCUAAAAAAAUGCUCAAACGUCCUAAACAGUGCCGGAGAGCCACGGCCCUUCAGGCCUCGUGACCGUGAUGAGAUGGUGAAGAAAGUCAUCGAGCCCAUGGCUUGCGAUGGACUGAGGACCAUUUGUAUUGCUUACCGUGACUUUCCAGGUAGUCCAGAGCCUGAAUGGGACAAUGAAAGCAACAUUUUAUUAGACCUGACAUGUAUAGCUGUCGUUGGCAUUGAGGACCCAGUGAGACCAGAGGUUCCAGAUGCCAUCAGAAAGUGCCAGCGAGCUGGUAUUACUGUACGUAUGGUCACAGGCGACAACAUUAACACAGCUCGAGCUAUUGCUAUUAAAUGUGGUAUCAUUAAUCCAGGUGAAGACUUCAUCUGCUUGGAGGGCAAAGAUUUCAACAGGAGGAUCCGCAAUGAAAAAGGAGAAGUUGAACAAGAACGUAUUGACAAAAUCUGGCCAAAACUACGUGUACUUGCUCGUUCAUCUCCUACCGACAAGCAUACUUUGGUAAAAGGUAUAAUUGACAGCAUGCAUGGAGAACGGAGACAAGUUGUAGCUGUAACUGGUGAUGGAACCAAUGAUGGACCCGCACUGAAGAAAGCAGACGUUGGUUUUGCCAUGGGAAUUGCAGGCACUGAUGUAGCAAAGGAAGCCUCCGACAUUAUCUUGACUGAUGACAACUUUAGCAGCAUUGUAAAGGCUGUCAUGUGGGGCCGAAAUGUUUAUGACAGCAUCUCCAAGUUCCUGCAGUUCCAGCUCACCGUGAAUGUUGUUGCGGUUAUUGUGGCCUUUACUGGAGCAUGCAUCACGCAGGAUUCUCCAUUGAAGGCUGUGCAGAUGUUGUGGGUGAACCUCAUCAUGGAUACUUUUGCCUCCUUGGCCCUAGCCACAGAGCCACCUACAGAAGCACUGCUGAUGAGAAAACCAUAUGGCAGGGACAAACCCCUCAUUUCACGAACCAUGAUGAAAAAUAUUCUGGGUCAUGGGAUAUACCAACUUGCUAUUAUCUUCACUCUGCUCUUUGCUGGGGAGAGGAUUUUUAACAUCGACAGUGGCAGGAAUGCACCACUCCAUGCCCCGCCUUCAGAGCACUACACCAUCAUCUUUAACACAUUUGUCCUGAUGCAACUCUUCAACGAAAUCAACGCUCGCAAGAUUCAUGGAGAGAAGAAUGUGUUCGACGGCAUUUUCAGAAAUCCCAUUUUCUGCAGUAUCGUCUUCGGCACUUUUGCAGUCCAGAUUCUAAUUAUUCAGUUUGGAGGAAAACCUUUCAGUUGUACCCCUCUGGAAGUCGAUCAGUGGCUGUGGUGCAUUGUUCUUGGAUUGGGAGAAUUGCUAUGGGGACAGGUAAUAUCUUCCGUCCCUACCAAUCGAUUGAAGUUUCUGAAGGAGGCAGGCCAUGGAACUCAGAAGGAUGACAUCCCAGAAGAAGAACUUAAUGAAGAUGCUGAAGAAAUUGAUCACGCAGAGAGGGAGCUUCGACGUGGACAGAUACUUUGGUUCAGAGGACUAAACAGGAUACAAACUCAGAUCGAAGUAGUCAACACAUUCAAGAGUGGCACUUCCUUUCAGGGGGCUCUAAGGCGCCAGUCAUCCGUUACCAGCCAAAAUCAAGAUAUCCGCGUCGUGAAGGCAUUCCGUAGCUCUCUCUACGAAGGAUUAGAGAAACCGGAAUCAAAAUCCUCAAUUCACAACUUCAUGACCCAUCCCGAGUUUAGGAUAGAUGACUCACAGCCGCAUAUCCCCCUAAUCGAUGACACGGAUAUAGAAGAAGACGCUGCCCUUAAGCUAAACUCCAGUCCGCCCUCAUCCCCCAACAAGAACAACAAUGCUAUUGAUAGUGGAAUAAACCUUACAACUGACACCAGUAAAUCAGCUACCUCUUCUAGUCCUGGGAGCCCGCUACAUAGCCUGGAAACAUCACUUUAGCUGACCAUUUCUGUGCAAAAACAGAAUCUACAAACAAAAAAAAACCUGCUGGCUGAUAAACUGUUCUGAACGUGCUCUUCUAUGCUCUACAGCAAGAAGGGAAAUUGAAGGAAGGGUGAUUUCUUGUUUGGCUGACCCUCCUCAAGAUAGAGAUCCUGCAUGAAUGUACAUUUCCCAAAUUUCACUGGAAGGACCACAGCUGAGUGCAUCCAAGGCAACUUAUCCAAUCCACUGGUCUGUGACUUUUGAAGUGCUUGUGUGGCAUGGACUUAAUUGUAUAGAUUAAUUUAAGAAAAAAAAGAAACUUUAACAAUUGAAUUUGCAAAGCUCAACUUGCACAGUAGAAUUGCACCAAUUGAACAGAGGAACUUUCUAAGCAUUUAUGAAAUACCUACAGAGUUUAUCUUUGUUUCUUGGCAUGUUGCCCUGCUUAAUUGCUCUUACUUAUUUAUGUCCUUAAGAGAAUGUAAUUUGUUUACAAAACCUGUAGAUAACUUCCUUAAUUAUUUGUAGACUAUAAGUUCUGCUGAUAUGGUACAAGCAGCUUUUCUCGUUGAGUACAUCUGUAAUAUUGAAUUCUAGAUGUUUCAUUACAAUUGUGUACUGAAUUUGCCUGCUUUUUUGUUAAAUAUUGUAGAUAUUGCUAGCAGAAACAAAGAAGCCAAAAUAUAACAGGGAAAUAUUGUUCAAAGUGGUACACUAAUGUUAAUGAUUGUGGACUAAAAUGCAGCAUGGCUUCCUUUAUUUCCUAGAAUAUAUCUUUAGUACCUAAAGUCCUCUGGAUUUUUUUUUCCUUUUUCAUAUAAAUGCUUGAAUUUUAUUUUGGUCUUUCUCAAACUCGCAAAGGCCAACUUGAAAUGUAAUUUGAUUGAACUGUCUGCUAUAUAUAGACACCUGCUUGUUAAAAUAAGAUGCUUCAAAAUAACUGUAACUAUCCAAGCUUGUAAUGGGUUUAUUAGAGCUGAUUGCAAAAUAAGUUAUAUUUGGCUUUGUCUAAAUGGGCAAAAAAAUCAAAGUAGUGUUGAAAUCUUGUGAUAUUGUGUUGAUUUAUAAUUCUUUUCCCUUUGGUGGCUAAUUGGAUUUUUUAAAAUCACAACUUGAAGGCUGUCAAAAAUGGCGAAACAAUCUGGGUUGCUUUGUUUUUUUUUAAUUUUGUUUUUUUAAAAGAACAAUCUUCAUAAUCGGCACUCUGCAAAUAUGAAUGAAACUUUCUGUGAAGUAUUUAGAUGUGCUUUGCGUGGUUUUAUCAAGCUUGUCUUUCUGCGGACAUCAACUCAAUACAUCAUACCAUCCCAGCAGUAUGGUUUAACUCUACUAACUAUGCUUUUUUAAGUGGAAGCCAUUAAAAGCUUGUCACAAGGGUGAAACCAAAAGCGCUUCAAGAUGAUAACAGCCCUUUAUAUUUUUUAUCGGGGGAUUGGGGCUACAUGCCUAUUAAGCAGUAAGCAUAAAACAUUUUUUGCAUCACGGGCAGAGUAAAAGACUUUGUUUUUAAACUCUUAUUUUGAUUCUGUGGCUUGCAGAGGUCCAUUAAGAAAGACAAAAUAUUGAAGAACAGUCUGUGCUCUGCUAAAAAGGAACUUGCCUGUAAUUCUGAGUUCGGACAUUUCUGAAUUUGCCAGUAAAUCUUGUAUAUAUAUAUAGCAACACACAUAUACAAUAAGACACACUUAAAGUAAGACAUAUAAAUCUGGGCUUCUGUGGGCAUGCAUGUGUGGUGUAGCUUCCGUUUAAAAUCAAAUUAGAUGAAAUUUCAGCCAGUCACUAUCACAGGUCACAAGCUACAAAGACUUUUGUUUCUUUGGCAUCUGUUUAGUGAAGGACAGCCUAGAAUGAGGAAAUUGAAGGAUCAAUUUAUUAAGGUCAUUCUGCAAUACAAACUUGCUUGCUUCAACAUAAUGUAUUUAUCAGCAUGAGUUUUGUGAAAAUAAUAAAUAAUAAAAAAAAUUGCAGCAGAACAAUUGGCAAUGGGCCCUGACUGGCCAAUGACAUGAGUUCAUCCAUCUGUUUUUAUGAAUUUUUUACCCAGACAAUAAUUGUAAAUAAAGAACUAAAUGUCUAUGUUCAUUUAAUACUAUGCAAAAAGGUUAUGCUUUAUGAUUGUUAUUCUCAUAUUCCUACAAGUGUGUUGCUGGAAUGUUUGUGGUUUAAAAAGUCAGUAAACCAUGUGAUGUAAAUUAUUUUAUAGUUUUGAAAACCAUGAACUGGCUCUUGCUGCUAACUGUCAAAUGAAUAGAUUAUCUGGUGGCAGGAGCACAAGUGGAAACAAAACAAAAAAAAACAAUAAAUUCACAGAGCAGCAUGAAUUA
Hypanus sabinus (Atlantic stingray) is the source of this 7318-nucleotide messenger RNA. It is a transcript of the gene atp2b2, whose product is annotated as ATPase plasma membrane Ca2+ transporting 2. Gene Ontology annotation, biological process: regulation of cytosolic calcium ion concentration; calcium ion transmembrane transport. The transcript has 29 exons. Gene Ontology annotation, molecular function: ATP binding; ATP hydrolysis activity; P-type calcium transporter activity. The coding region runs from base 1122 to 5009 and encodes 1295 amino acids. The record is from RefSeq and is a predicted model, not a curated record. Gene Ontology annotation, cellular component: postsynaptic density membrane; intracellular membrane-bounded organelle. Lineage: Eukaryota; Metazoa; Chordata; Chondrichthyes; Myliobatiformes; Dasyatidae.